GGAGUCAAAGCCAUAGCCAUAAUCACCAGCCAGUUUUUAGCCGAGACAGCCGUGAAUAGGGAGAAUAGAGGAACAGAACAACAGUGUGCUGAAUUUUGUGGUACGUUUGGAUGAUGAACCGCAGUUACCGUUGAGUGACACCCAAACAUGGACACCGGAGGCUUCAAGUUUCCCGUCUGUUGGAAAGAUGACGUGCGUAUGGGUGCCCUCUUCAACGAAUUCCGUUGCAAAGAUGCUAACCCCGAGGGCUGGCAGGACAAAAUGGAUUUUUGGGUGGCUUUGAUCCUUCAGUGGAGCAAAGAAACAAAGGCCCCCGUCUUUUCGGCAUUCGAUCUCGCCACGGCCUUCGAACGAAAACGUGCACAACCAGCGUGCUUGCAGACGGUGCUGGCUUACAUGAAGAGAUCUGGGGACUUGGUCUCCGCGCAGGAGCACUUCUCCAAGGACAGUUGGGUUCAAUGGGGAUUUGACGUCCUCGUCAAGAAACCCUUGGUAUGGAUGUGGGGUUGGAGCGCCGGAGGCGAACCUCUAACGGCGCUAUCCGAAGAGCUCGUCAACGUCGACGUACUCAAGUCGCUUCAGAAACAGGUACUAGCCAAGUGCGAACAAGAAAAAUUCGCGGAAGACGUCGUCCUGUAUUCGCAGGUAUGGCGAGUCUGUCAGGAUAUUUGUAGAGACGAAAAAUCCUUCGCUUACGUCCUCAGGGGAUUGGAAAAGGCAAAGUUUCUCAAAGUGUACGUUCAAGACGAGAAAAAAGUGGUGUCUUUUCUGAACAAAGACGUUGUCCUGAGUGAACACGAGAGGGCGCUGCUCAAGUUGCAGAAGGUAAAAGUAGACCUCAACAGAAAAGUAGACCAGUUACAAGAACAAGUUGAGAAAUGCACGCAGGAGGCAGUGCAGGCCAAGGCACAAGGCUUGCAGAACAAGGCGCUGUACGCGCUUAAGAAACGCCGUCGCGUUCAGGCUGUCCUGGAGAAACAGUUUGCCAUGUUGGACAACAUUCAUUCGCUGGAAAUGAAUCUCGGCGACAAGAAGGACAUUCAGCUGAUCUACGACGGCUACAGGACGGCAGCCGCCGCGCUGAAGACGGCUCACGCCGGCGUCGACAUAAACACCAUCGACGACAUCGUGACGGACAUCCAGGACACCCUCGAAGACCAGAACGAGCUUAGCCGUGUGGUUAGCAGCGUUUUGGUUAGCACCGAUCCGGAACUGGAUGAACUGGAACAGGAGCUGAAUCGCAUCCUCGAACUGUCCGAGCUGGAGGAACCGGCACCGGAACCGGACGUUGUCUUUCCGGACGUGCCGACAGAGAAUCCGGCCACUCCCAAGAAAACUGGUGCCACUGAGAAGGUGCCUUUGUAUGAAAAAUAGAUGUUCUGUCGUCAUGGA
Ornithodoros turicata is the source of this 1392-nucleotide messenger RNA. Its product is annotated as charged multivesicular body protein 7-like. Lineage: Eukaryota; Metazoa; Arthropoda; Arachnida; Ixodida; Argasidae. The transcript has a single exon. Bases 148 to 1374 code for a protein of 408 amino acids. Gene Ontology annotation, cellular component: multivesicular body; cytoplasmic side of plasma membrane; ESCRT III complex. Gene Ontology annotation, biological process: late endosome to vacuole transport via multivesicular body sorting pathway; vesicle budding from membrane. The record is from RefSeq and is a predicted model, not a curated record.